Messenger RNA from Drosophila subobscura, 1227 nucleotides. RefSeq names its product odorant receptor 74a (gene Or74a). Gene Ontology annotation, biological process: sensory perception of smell; detection of chemical stimulus involved in sensory perception of smell. The record is from RefSeq and is a predicted model, not a curated record. Gene Ontology annotation, molecular function: odorant binding; olfactory receptor activity. The transcript is spliced from 4 exons. Bases 10 to 1227 code for a protein of 405 amino acids. Lineage: Eukaryota; Metazoa; Arthropoda; Insecta; Diptera; Drosophilidae. Gene Ontology annotation, cellular component: plasma membrane.
GGUGCGGACAUGUUAGGCGGCACUCGGUAUCGUCCACGUUUGGCCGAUGGCGAACUGGCUCCACUGCCCUGGCCCGUGGCCCUCUAUCGGAAGCUGAAUCACAUCUCCUGGCCCCUGGAGGUGGGCGUGACGGGCAGGACGAAGCACCUGGAGCGUCUCAUUUUGAUCGUUGGUUUUCUCAUCUUUUGCGAGCACAACGAGGUGGAUUUUCACUAUCUGGUUUUGAAUCGGAACGAUAUAGACAACUUUCUGACGGGCAUGCCCACCUAUUUGAUCCUGGUGGAGAUGCAGAUACGCUGCUUCCAGCUGGCCUGGCACAAGAAUCGCUUCAGGACCCUGCUGCAGCGCUUCUACAAGGACAUCUAUGUGCAGCAGGCAGCGGAGCCGCAGCUCUUUGCCCACAUCCAGCGACAGAUGCUGAGCACGCGACUCAAUUCGAUUGUCUAUCUGCUGGCGUUGUUCAACUUUCUGCUGGUGCCCGUCCAGAAUGUCAUCUACCAUCGCCGCGAGAUGCUCUACAAGCAGGUCUACCCGUUCGACAACACGAAGCUGCAGUACUUUAUACCGCUGAUUGGUCUGAACUUCUGGGUGGGCGUCAUCGUCACCAGCAUGCUCUUUGGGGAACUCAAUGUGCUCGGCGAGAUGAUGAUGCACCUGAAUGCCCGCUACGUGCAGCUGGGACAGGAUCUGCGACGCACCGCCCAGCGUUUGUUGCUGGAGGCCAACAAGCUGGAGAUGGCUGCCAGCUAUCGGCGGGCUCUGACCCACAUUCUGCGCCGGAAUGGUGCGCUUCACGACUUUGGCGAGGAGAUCGAACAGGAGUUUAGCUUUCGCAUCUUUGUGAUGUUCGCUUUUAGUGCUGGACUGCUGUGUGCUCUCAGCUUCAAGGCCUAUACGAAUCCCUUGGGUAAUGUGGCAUACAUUGUCUGGUUUCUGGCCAAAUUCAUGGAACUGCUGUCCUUUGGCAUGCUGGGCUCCAUACUCUACAAAACGACGGAUGAUUUGGCCUUGAUGUACUACACCGCAGACUGGGAGCAGGUCGUGCAUCAAUCAAACAAUCGACUGGAGAAUCUCAGGCUCAUGAAGCUCGUCACUUUGUCCAUUCAACUGAACUCGCGGCCUUUCUUUAUCACGGGUCUGAAGUACUUUCGUGUUAGUCUGGCGGCAGUGCUCAAGAUCAUUCAAGGCGCCUUCUCCUACUUUACUUUUCUGAAUUCAAUGCGCUGA